Diabrotica balteata is the source of this 2885-nucleotide messenger RNA. NCBI's taxonomy places the organism in Eukaryota, Metazoa, Arthropoda, Insecta, Coleoptera, Chrysomelidae. The record is from the annotation of a GenBank genome assembly.
AUAUCAAAUUUUAAUGAAACGUAGGUGUCCAUUCAUUCCUUUUUUUGUUGCCAAAUUGUGUACAAGAUUAUUAAAUAAUAACCUCGAUCUUUCUUUUGCAGGCUACCUCGAAAAGUAUGACAAAUUUUCGUCGUGCUUCGUUAACUAAACAUCGCAGUUUUCCGGCAAGUUUCGGCUGAAACGGAUCGGUUUGAAGUUACUAAAUUGAAGAUCUAAUUGUAACAAUAAAGUUAAAUAUGGCAACCACGGCUCGUAGAAGAGACCCUGAUGAUGAUAUCGCUGCCAUUGCAAAACAAAUAUCUGAUCAGGCUGAAGCUAUUUACCAAAAUUGGAAGUCCAGGGGUUUGGGACCAGCUGACCUUUUGACCUGCCAUGCUGCUGGAGAUACCACAAAGUUGGGGUCCAUGUUAAAACCACAGCCACCAUCAAAGCCAGCCUCUCUGGACAUUCUGGCACAAGCUCCAACAAUGGACAACAACAGGCUGGAGAAGCUCGUCAAAAAUUUUGUAGAUGAAGAUAAAGCUCGAAUUGCAGCAGCCAGAAACAAAUCUCAGUCGCCUGUGACAUCACCAGUCAACAAAAUGCCUUCCAGCAUCCAGUACGCGUUGCAAAAGUUCGAAAAAGGUUCUAGUCAAACGGACAGUGCGGUCGGGUUGAGAGACGGGGGUAGCGGGGCAGGUAGUUAUUUGCGGAAAACGGCUACGUUGCCCAAUAGAAAAGUCGGUGUGGGUAGUGGGGUUUUAAGUGGGUUAAGUGGUGGGGGUAAUAGUGAUUCGGGUGUGGGGGUGAAUAGUUAUAAUUCAUCGAGUACAACGAAUUUUGUGCAGCACCAACAACCAGUCAAGCCGGCGAUAGGUCAGAAGCCUCAGAUUUCACCAAAACCGCGUCUUAGCGACACCAUCGAAAUGACGCUACCGCCGGACGUCGUGACCGGCGCAGGUUUACAAACGUGGCCGCUCAAAAACCGUGUCAUAGGUACAGAUAACGUCAAAAAAUCGGCAGGAACCACCGGGGAAAAUCACAUAGGAACCGGGUACCUUUCGACGAAGAAGACUUCUGCAAGCGGAGAAAAUCACGUCGUUGGAGGGUACCAGAGUGUAAAGAAAUUAAAUGGUGAUGGAGAAAAUCACAUUGGUAGCGGUUAUCACAAAUCACAGCCGUCUUCCGUAACAAUCGACCAAGUAGCGCUAGAAGAAAAAAGGCUCAUCAAUGCGCUUAAAAACGGUGAUGUCGUCAGUGAUGAACCUGUUAGGACGAUAGGAAAACUCAAUAGAGAUAUUACGCCAAUAAAGCAGCCACCUAUAACCAAAGAACCUCCUCCUCCCGAAAAACUUAUAAUAGAACCAGCAGUACCAACCACAACCUCAAUAAGCACUUCCAAAUGGGGCCUGCGCAGUAAUCCACGGCGACCAGAACAGCAAGUACCUCAUCCAGAACUGACCACAUCCCAAAGACAACACCUCAGACAAUCAGCUGCUUCCAAUCCGGUACGACCUUUUCUAACGAGAGGCUCUGUCGCUGAAAGAGUUCUAAUAUUCGAAAGGUGUCCUAGCGAUUUGCUUUUGGAUAAGAGAGUGAGAGCGCCUGCACCACAAAUUACAAAAACACAGCCUUUACCGAAACAGCCACCACUUCAACAUACUACUCUUCAGAGGCAUGUCAGGGCGCAUAGAAAUGUCAAUAUACCGAGGUUUCAUUUUCCUACGGGCAAGCCAGUUCCACCGGGACAUUUGGACAUUAUUAAAACAAAGGUUACAGCUGCCUUUGCAAAAAUUGGCGAAAGAGCUUCAAGGGAGCAUUUCGGUGCACUUACUCAGGCUACACAAUUACCUCUUUAUUGGAAAACACCUUUAUAUUUAGCUGCUUGUGCAGAUAAAGGUAGCUGUACUUUGGAGCAGUUUAUGAAUUUCUGGCAAAGUAUGUCUUCACAAUGCCACGAUGGAGCCAGUCGUUUCAUAUAUAUUCUUACACGAGGACGUCGUAGUUGGCUAGCUCCCGAAGACUUUAUUCCUUUGGUACAAGACGUUGUCGAAACACAUCCAGGCCUAACUUUCUUAAAGGAAGCAACCGAGUUUCACUCAAGAUACGUACAUACGGUUAUCGCUAGGAUCUAUUACUGUGUCAAUAGGUCUUGGUCGGGUAAAAUAACAACUUCAGAAUUGAGACGCUCCAGUUUGCUGAACAUUAUCCAGUUGUUAGAGGACGAAGAAGACAUCAAUCAGAUCACUCAAUAUUUCAGCUACGAGCACUUCUAUGUGAUUUAUUGUAAGUUUUGGGAACUCGACAGAGAUCAUGAUCUAUUUAUCGAUAAGCACGAUCUUACUAGACAUAACGAUCACGCCUUAUCCACUCGCAUAAUCGACCGUAUUUUCUCGGGUUGCGUCACAAGAGGCCAUAAAAAACACCAGGACGAGCGUAUGUCGUACACGGAUUUCGUUUGGUUCCUUCUAAGCGAAGAGGACAAACUUCAUCCGACAGCUAUCGAGUAUUGGUUCCGGUGUAUGGAUUUGGACGGCGACGGUUAUCUUUCGAUGUACGAAUUGGAAUAUUUUUACGACGAGCAAAUGCAUAGGAUGGAAUCGAUCGGAAUCGAAACGUUGCCUUUUCAAGACUGCCUUUGUCAGAUGCUGGACAUGGUGAAACCCAAGAUACCUGGUAAAAUAGCCUUAAGUGAUUUAAAGAAAUGUAGAAUGACACCAAUAUUUUAUGAUACGUUCUUCAAUUUAGAGAAAUAUUUGGAUCAUGAACAAAGGGAUCCGUUCGCAUCACAGAGAGAUCAUGACAUCGAUGGUCAAGAGAUGUCCGACUGGGAUAGAUAUGCAGCUGAAGAAUACGAACUAUUGGUUGCCGAAGAAGGAGGAAACGACCAACCAGAUAGUUUGUAA